Messenger RNA from Apus apus (common swift), 3274 nucleotides. RefSeq names its product nucleolar and spindle associated protein 1 (gene NUSAP1). Gene Ontology annotation, molecular function: microtubule binding. The record is from RefSeq and is a predicted model, not a curated record. Gene Ontology annotation, cellular component: nucleolus; microtubule; mitotic spindle. Gene Ontology annotation, biological process: mitotic cytokinesis; establishment of mitotic spindle localization; mitotic chromosome condensation. The transcript has 11 exons. The coding region runs from base 16 to 1410 and encodes 464 amino acids. Lineage: Eukaryota; Metazoa; Chordata; Aves; Apodiformes; Apodidae.
GUCGGUGCGGCCGCCAUGGCGCUCGCUUCGCUCCCGCAGCUGGAGGCGCUGAAAUACGUCGAGCUCCAGCGGAUCGCAAAGGCUGCCGGCUUGAAGGCCAACCUCCGGGCAGACAAAUUGCUGAAUGCGCUGAAGGAACACUUUCAUGGAACAAAACAAGAAGAUAUGGACACUGAAAAAAAUGCAUCUGCUUCCAUCAAAUUUGAUGAACUGAAUGAUCAGGAGGAAAUGAUGCCUGAUUCCACGUGUUUUAUUACAAAAAGACGUGGUAAAGAAAAGAAAAUAACCAGAAAAAAGAGGAACUCCAAUGAGGAAACUAAUACUGGUGAAGAAAAUACAGGGCUCUCCGAUGACAAAGAGGAGCAUUCCGAAAUGAAAGAAAACAAGGUGCCUCGAGGUCAGCAUGAAAAGGGACAGCAGGUAUUCCAAAAUGAGGAACAAGUAACUAAAAAGAAAGAUACUAAGAAUCCAGCUAUAAGUACUGGUCAGAAAGAACAACUAGAGAAGACUUCCACUAAAAGUAGUGGAGAUGAAUGUGAUGCUCGUCAGGCAAGAGGGAAGAUCCCUUUAUAUGUGGGCCGUGCAUCUAGGUCUGGGAAAAGAGGAACAAAAGUUACUACACCAAACUUUAAAAAGUUGCAUGAGGCUCACUUCAAGAAAAUGGAAUCUAUUGCUGACUACAUUGAAAGGAAAAAACAAGUGAUUGAAAACUGCAGCAGUUCUCUCUCUGAAGUCAAGAAACAAGCCAGAAGCAAAACAUGUUUAUUCAGCCCAAAUCCAGAAAGAGGCAGAUUCUCUGCCACUUGCACUCCGAGUAACCUCCGGCGCUCCCCACGCAGCUCUCUGAACACUGCCAGUCGGAGUAUUUUAUCUAGGAAAUCCUCAUUUAAUCCUUCUGUCCUUUCAACAGCCAAAAUGAACGUCAGGUUUUCUGAAGCUACAAAAGAUAACGAGCAUAAACGUUCUCUUACCAAGACUCCAUCUAGAAUGUCUCCAGACUUGCAGAUCUGCACACCUGAUAGCCAAAAGAGCUGCAAACUAAUUAACCAGAAAAACAGCAAGGGAAAUGAAGGAAGUAAUGAUCUGAGUGUGUCAAAAGUUAUCACCCCCUUCAAGUUUGCAGCUCACUCUGCAGAGCCGACAAGCACAAAGAAGACAUUUGAUCUCAAAGCAAGUCUCUCCAGGCCACUUCCAUACCAGCCACAUAAAGGAAGACUAAAACCUUGGGGAGAAUUUAAAGAAAAUACUGUCCUCAAGAAGUCUGUCAGUAGCAACAUCUCUUCACGUAAGAAAGAUUACAAACAGCCGCAUCUCCAGACAAGGGAAGAAAGACGUGAGAAACAUGAGCAAGAGAGAAAAAUGAAAAAGGCUCAGGCUCUCAGAAACCGUAGAGGACUAUCUGUGGGUUAGGAGGAGUAAGAAAUAUCUAAGAAAUCACUGUAAAUAUUGUUACUGUCAUGUAAAUAUUUGUGCUGUCUGUGUAUGGUUUAGGUUGCUGUUAGCAAGCGGAAUCCAGAGAGCAUUGGGUGAGACCAUAAAACACAUCUGAGUGUAAUGUUUUAGUUAUCAGCUUCAAAGAGAUGCUAAACUUUUAUGAGCUUAAAACUAUCUUGAGUUCGCUAAUGAUAUUUGCAUUUAACUUAUUUAACAAAAAGAUGCUAAAGCAGAAAAUGUAAGGAAAAAAGAUGCUCAAGAAACCUCAGUGCAACUUAGGCCAGAUUUCCCCACCAGAAAGCAUUUGCUGACCACUAGAAUGCAUGCUUUGGACAAGCAGCUUCAAAAUGUCCCACUGAUAUACUCCAAGACAGGAGUUGGAGAUGUCUCCUUCCCCUGUUCUCCAGAUCAGUCCCUAAGUUACAUAACAGAGCAAUUAUUCAGCAUUUCCAAUUGCAUGCCUAGGGAUUAGUAGGGAAUUUUCAAGAGAAGAAAAAAUAUUCAAGCUCUCUGGAAAACUAGAAGCUCAGAGUGUUAACAUAGUUGUAAAAUAUCUUAUUUAAAAAAAACAGCUGAAAAGUAGCUUUACAAACUACCAAUUGGAUGCUUUGAACAGUUAAGUUCAUUUUGUUCCUUUCUAUGGUAAAUAGAUGUCAAAAUUCUGCUUUUAAUGUCUGUGAUGCUUAAAAGAGUAAUGUAGAGGCACAUUCAAUACUUUAGAUGUAAAAGUUCUUGUUUUUCCUUUUAAAAAAUACAUAGAAAAGCUCUCUGGAUUUAUUAUGGAUGGAACUGGAAAGGUAGUUUAAGCUCAGCAAGUAAUUUGUUCAGUGUACUUUGUGUCCUAUAAAAUAUGCUGAAAUGUCAAGAACAAGCUAUUUUUUUGUUAUAAACUUAGUACGAGGGAAAAUAAAUAUUUUGUAUAUACCUUGUUUAGCACUGGUUGUAUGGCCUCAUGUACUACGUAAAACCACCUUUGUAGUGUAGCACUAGUUUUGUUCACACAUGUAUUUACUACUCAGUGUCUUGUCAUGAGUUUGCCUUACCCAUUAGCCUGCCUGCCACUUCAGGAAAGUGUUCUGCUAUCUUUAGAAAUUAUAACUGUCACCUCUCUUCUGCACUUCAGUUGUGUAAUUCUGUGCAAGGGGAAAAUGAUAGCACAAGACACUGCUCCAGCUUGCUUUUUUGUGGCAUCUUCCAUAUAAAAUAUAGGUACACUUAAUACUUGUAACAAACACACAAGGUCACCCCCGUGGAGUCAGUGCUUUGAUUAGAUUAGUUUGUGACAGCUGAAAUGAAACCACUCAGCACAUCUUCUUUAAAGUGCUUCUCAAAUUACAAAAAAAAACAGACUUCUCCUAAAAAGGGAGGUUUUGAGUUUCUCUGCCACUGGCUGAGGCUGUUACUUCUUAGAACACAGCAGAGUGAAGCUAGUUGCACACAUCAGAAGUGUUUGAUCUGACCUGCCUCGUAAUGGUGCUAAUUAAGCUGAGCUGUGCCUGCUUAGGGAGCAGGCACUAACAGGGGUUUCCUUUUGGGAGAUUACUUCAUGUCAACAACAUUAGCAUCAACAGCUCUAAACUAAAAGCCAAGCUCCCUGCACAGCUACUGUUUCAAUGUUGGCAGUAGCAGCUUUUUCUUUUUUCAGUUACUCAGAGGAGCUAAAGGUUGAAAUGCUUCUUCCACUUCUGGUGCUCCUCUGAAAAUUUCAGUGGCUGAGUCACACUGAAGCACUGUUCCCCAGAGUAUUAAUUCUCAUACUCUUCCCAGUUUAAAAAGUAGUAGAUAUAUAUGUCUUACAAGCUGUAUAAUGUAAAAAAGGAAGCUGUUGUACAAAAAAGAA